Molecule: messenger RNA, 494 nt
Organism: Notolabrus celidotus (New Zealand spotty)
Lineage: Eukaryota; Metazoa; Chordata; Actinopteri; Labriformes; Labridae
Gene: atp5mg
Product: ATP synthase, H+ transporting, mitochondrial F0 complex, subunit g
Exons: 3
Coding region: 82-393 (103 amino acids)
Biological process (GO): proton motive force-driven ATP synthesis
Molecular function (GO): proton transmembrane transporter activity
Source: RefSeq, a predicted model, not a curated record
AGUCAGCUACAGUCAGGGUCCUUAUUUAUACUGGAGGUGACAUUCAUUCGGGAAGCGCUUAGCAUCCACAGACGGGUCAACAUGGCACAGGCUGUGCAGAAACUGGUCGCUAAAGUACCUACCCUGGUGGGCGCCGCUGUCACCUACUCCAAACCCAGGCUAGCCACCUUCUGGUACUACGCCCGUGUCGAGCUGGUCCCCCCGUCCCCUGCAGAGAUCCCCAAGGCCAUCGAGGGGGCCGCUAACCUCAUCAAGGGGCUGCAGUCAGGACGUCUCGGUCAAACCACAGUGAAGGAUGCUUUCAGGAAUGGACUGGUGGCCACUGAGGUGCUAAUGUGGUUCUACAUUGGAGAGUGCAUCGGCAAAAGAGGCAUCAUUGGUUACGAUGUCUGAAACUUGGACUGUCGUGCUCUCUUUUUCUUUUUAGUGUUGUAUGCUUCAUUUCCUGCAAAAAUCCUGGGAACCAAUAAACAGAUAUCUAUUGUUAACAAAAA